Messenger RNA from Cervus elaphus (red deer), 1282 nucleotides. RefSeq names its product TATA-box binding protein like 1 (gene TBPL1). Lineage: Eukaryota; Metazoa; Chordata; Mammalia; Artiodactyla; Cervidae. The transcript has 7 exons. Gene Ontology annotation, molecular function: DNA binding; general transcription initiation factor activity. The coding region runs from base 271 to 831 and encodes 186 amino acids. Gene Ontology annotation, biological process: DNA-templated transcription initiation. The record is from RefSeq and is a predicted model, not a curated record.
UUGUCGCGGGGAAGCAGCGGCCGCCCUGUACCCGGAACAACAAAGCACGAAAGACGGAGCCCGAGCCUUGGGGGCUCCUAGCAACCGGCCGGGGCGGGAGUUCCAUGGAGACUGGGGAGCGCGCUCGCCUCAUCAUCAUCCUUAUCCUCCAGCUUAUCCUUCGCGUCCGCCGCAACCGGCAGCAGCGCUGCCGCCGCGUCCUCUGCCGCCGCCCGCUCUUCCCACGGAUGUGAUCUUCGUGGUGGGAAGCCAAGUUUUUAAACUACCCCAAUGGAUGCAGACAGUGAUGUUGCAUUGGACAUUCUAAUUACAAAUGUAGUCUGUGUUUUUAGAACAAGAUGCCAUUUGAACUUAAGGAAGAUUGCUUUAGAGGGAGCAAAUGUAAUUUAUAAGCGUGAUGUUGGAAAAGUAUUAAUGAAGCUUAGAAAGCCUAGAAUUACAGCUACAAUUUGGUCCUCAGGAAAAAUUAUUUGCACUGGAGCAACAAGUGAAGAAGAAGCUAAAUUUGGUGCCAGACGUUUAGCCCGUAGUCUCCAGAAACUAGGAUUUCAGGUAAUAUUUACAGAUUUUAAGGUUGUUAACGUUUUGGCAGUGUGUAACAUGCCAUUUGAAAUCCGUUUGCCAGAAUUCACAAAGAACAAUAGACCUCAUGCCAGUUAUGAACCUGAACUUCAUCCUGCUGUGUGCUAUCGGAUAAAAUCGCUAAGAGCUACAUUACAGAUUUUUUCAACAGGAAGUAUCACAGUAACAGGACCCAACGUAAAGGCUGUCGCUACCGCUGUGGAACAGAUUUACCCGUUCGUGUUUGAAAGCAGGAAAGAGAUUUUAUAAUUCACCACUUACUUGGUUAGAAUCCUUAACUGAGCACCUUUUAAAACCUGCUGCACAUUGGACUCACAAGGAAAACCGGACCAACAGUAACUGAGGAAAUAGACUCUUUUAUUCUUUCACGGCUACAGUGUAAGCUCAAGGCCCUUUGGAUUUUAUUUCAAACCUUGCUGUAAUAUAAAAAGGAAGUUUACAAGACAUGACGUUGCUGCUUUUACAAAAGGACAUUUCUAUUUAUUUUCGCAGUAAUUUCCAUGUCCCCACGAGCAGAGCUGUCUCCGUGUGCACUAGCGCAGAUUGUUUUGUUGUUGUCAUUAUUUUUUUUCCAGUUUGAGCUAAUGUGUUUUAUUUGUGAAUAGUCUUUUACAUUUUUGUAUGCUGAAUAUGGGCACCAAAGAACCUGUAAAAGUUAUCUUUUUCAAUUGAAUGUGCACAAAUAAAAGUUUGGAAAAGA